Triticum dicoccoides is the source of this 2732-nucleotide messenger RNA. RefSeq lists its product as uncharacterized. Bases 1449 to 2423 code for a protein of 324 amino acids. The transcript is spliced from 11 exons. The record is from RefSeq and is a predicted model, not a curated record. NCBI's taxonomy places the organism in Eukaryota, Viridiplantae, Streptophyta, Magnoliopsida, Poales, Poaceae.
UGUGUCUCUGUUCUUCGCCGCCCAAGGAGAAUCCACCAGACGGAGCAAAGGCGGACGAACAGCACCCUCGCCGUGGAGCUGGUCGACGGCGGCUAGGCUUACCCUCCUCCGUCAGUCAGCCGGGGCAGGCCUAAGCAAGAGGAUUUCUAAUCAAGGGGCCUUAGUUCUAGACGAUGAAGAUGUCCGAUUUAUUUAGUGGGAUUCAAGCAGCUAUGGUUAUCAAUCGAGUAGAGAACAGCGAGCAGUCACCUGAAGAUUGGAAUAGCGACUGUGAUGGAUCCGGUGGUUCAUCAGGUUUGCCAGGCACGCCGUGCUUUACGUCCAGGCUAUCUUUGCUCAAAGUUGGUUCGGUCAUAGGCCAGUUUAGUGAUUUUAAGCGACAGUUAAUCAAGGAAACCGGAUUCGAUGGAAUGCUAGAGCUCAAAUCAUGGCAGAAGAUCAGCCUUAAGUACAGCGCUUACCUAAUGGAUAGGGUUGAUGUAGAUUCCAGCAUAAUAAAUUUAGAGGGCCAAGGUGUGCUUGAAUUACGUGACCAACACUUUAAUUCUGUUUUUGGCAUCCCAUGUGGUAAUACAGUCAUAGAAGGUGAAGGCGUGGAGCCGUCAGAAGCAUGUAUUGAGUACACGCGUGUGGCUGCAUCAUUUAGCGAAAGAGGCACGCACAGUCUUAAAGCGGCUGAGGCGUACUUAAAUCGAGCCAUCACAGAAUCAUCCACACAGAUAGAGAAGGACUGUUUCAAGAUUGCAUUUGUUAUUUUUGUAGUCGGUCAUGUACUUGCUCCUACUGCUAAGCACGAUUAUAUAUCGAUAGACUUUUGGGCUGCACUGAAUGAUAUCAGCAAGAUAAAGGAUUGGAAUUGGGGAGGAUAUGUACUGAAGCAUCUGUUCCAAGCUGUGAGGAAGGUCAAAGCAGAUGUGUCCAAGAGAAACCCAACUGUCCACAUAGUUGGCUGUCAUCUGUUCCUGCAGAUAGUCUUGAUCUAGGCGUUCUAAACAUGUUGCGAGGUGUAACACCGCGGAUAGGUCUGUACAACUAUGAUGCGAUGAAGAAGAUGGUGGAAAAAAUUACAGUCAAUGUUGGUGCGGGUGAAGUUUCCUUCCACGGUGCAACGGUACGGACCGAGCUGUCAGUGAGCAAUCUAAUUGGCUUCCCUUCUAAGGAAUGUCCCACAGCAAAGCCGGCACCGGCUCCCAAGAGGGGAAACGCCACAUGCACACCGAUGUUGCGAAGUAGUUAUGCCAAAACUGGUCCGCAGGAGUUUUCAAAUUACAUACGAACACGCUACCCAAGUAUAUCAGCGCAGAAGCUUGGUAUACUUCUACGGGAGCAGAAUGCUCGCGGCCUAGCAAACAUAUCAGAAAUGCGUCAAGCGUUCCAGUCCAAUAUGUUUAAUUUCACAGACAAGCUUAUGUCAUGCUUAGCAGAGAGUUGCACUUGUUGUAAGGCACAUGGCAACAAAAAAUGCAUCUUGGAAAACGAAGGAACAAAUACUUACGACCCCCCCCCCCUCAUGUAUCAACAGAUCAAACUCAAUUCUGCACGCCGUUAGCCAGCAAGAUUGGACCCCGACUACCAGCACCAGGCAACCCUGGGAGGUUGCCUGUCUGUCAAUAGUUCCGUGUCUAGGAAAAGGGAUGGCAGUUUAUCAUCAAGCAUACAGUCGGGCACAGCAAAGAAAACAUGUUCACGAGAGACAGAGACUGCCCUCGCCGCAACACCAACAUGUGCAAAUACCCGGAUUCAUAUUGUUUGGAUCAACCACCGAUGGAGCACAUUUGAAGAUCGAUCUCCCUCAAUGCAAAUUUGGAAGAGAUCCUUGGGUCGCCGGAUCAGUCCCAGUGCCACCAAACCCAACUGUACUCAAGGCCAUAAAAGACUGGAUGAGUGCAACCUCGAUGUUAAACCUUGAGAGGAAAUGGAUCGUGCAUCCUAAGCCAAGACUCGUAACAUUAGAGGGUGUUGAAAUCCAGCGUCAGCUUGCAUCUAACGAUGCAAUGACCCAUGAGAUGGCUACAGCUAUUUUUCGUAGGCUUGGGCAAGUUGAUUUGUUUUUCUCAAAGGACAGUACUGGACAGAUAUGGAGGAAAUUCGUCGAGCCCGACUUUGCUACAACUGUUUUAUCGAACGCCAACCCAAUGACCGUACAAUCAAUCAGGGCCAGCUUCCAAGAAGGAACAACAUCCUGCAACCCAGCUUCGUGCCGAAUGUGGUACAUCCCGACAAUACUGCCUGAUGGUUGGACUGUCUAUGCUUUUGAUAUGUUGCGCAAAAGAAUAAUUGUAUUAGACCCAGCAGUUGGCCCGUUUGGCUAUAGCAACCGCCGAGUCAGCAUGCAUGAAUUUGUUAGCAACAAACUCCAUGCCGCGUUGUUCACAUGCCUCCAAAAUUUCUUCAGCUCUUGGCAUUGUGAAUCAAGCCACUAGGGGCGCACUUUUCCGAUCAUAAUGAGGGAAAAGAUUGAGAAACUGGGUUGUGUGCCACCUUCUUUGCAUGGAAUUACGAUGGCGACAAGCUACAGAUACCACUAAACGAAGACACACUUGCAUCACACAGCAGCCUAAUGAUCUACGAACUAAUGAGGAUGCAAGGCAACCAAACUCCAGUAGCAAACGACGCCCUUGAAGCGGUCAAAGUAUCAUUCACUGCUCUUUAGAAUACCGUUCUAACUACCGGAAUUUUCUUCCCAACUGGAUUGUAUUAUAACUAGAGAUUACAACCAUUUCACGGGCCAC